Scheffersomyces stipitis CBS 6054 is the source of this 417-nucleotide messenger RNA. RefSeq lists its product as uncharacterized. The coding region runs from base 1 to 417 and encodes 138 amino acids. The record is from RefSeq and is a predicted model, not a curated record. Lineage: Eukaryota; Fungi; Ascomycota; Pichiomycetes; Serinales; Debaryomycetaceae. The transcript has a single exon.
AUGUUUUCACAAAGCGGAACCAACACCCCCAUUCCUUCCAACGUCAACGUAGUUCAGUACCACGAACAACUAGGCGAAACUGUCACCUGGGUCAAGGACUGGUACUCCCCAAACUUGACCAGCAACUCUAGCGAAGACGGAAUUUCUGACUCCGUCAGGUUGAAGGGCUGGUUUAGAACCAAUAUGAACCACAAGAAUUCGUCCAGCUUGAGCUACAGCCACCAAGAUGUCUUGGACUUGAACCAGUGGAGAUACCACAAGACCUCUAUCCAUGCUGUCGAGUCCACAAACUCCGUUUCGGACUCGACUGGACUGGUGGACACGAAUGAAGAGAGCCAGGCCAAGGUUUCCAGUAAAGAGUUGGAGUCUGCCAUAAAGUUCUCUGCUGAAGAAGGUCUGAUUUCUGGCUUAGGUUGA